Sycon ciliatum is the source of this 1316-nucleotide messenger RNA. RefSeq lists its product as uncharacterized. Bases 1 to 1101 code for a protein of 366 amino acids. The record is from RefSeq and is a predicted model, not a curated record. NCBI's taxonomy places the organism in Eukaryota, Metazoa, Porifera, Calcarea, Leucosolenida, Sycettidae. The transcript has 9 exons.
AUGCAGCUAAACCUACUGUCCACUGUUUUCUUGCUUCGUUUGAUCAUUUCAGUUUGGCCAAGACCCCCUACCAUUCAGAGGCCAGAUCGGGUUCAACUUACACUCCCUGCUGCCGUUUCUAACUACCUAUAUGAAGUUGUGAGGAUCUUGCCAAAUGGAAAUGAAGUAGUUGUGGGAAGAUAUCAGCCAAGUGACAGUCGUCAGCAAACCAUUUCAGCUCAGCCCGGAGAGAACUAUCGUCUAGGACUGCGAGCAAGAUCGAUCGGGUCUCCAAGCCAAGUGUCUGGCAUUGGCUCAACUGUUUCUUUCAACAUUCCUGCAGUACCACGCCCAAUUGAACCUCCGACAGUUCCCACGGUACCAGGAAGAUCAGGCACAAUCAAAACUGGCGAUUUGAGAGCCACGUGGCAGGUGAACGGUGAAGGUGGAGUUGAUGUUGGCCUGUCCACCAACUUGCAGAACCGAUGGAUGGGCUUUGGAAUAUCAAGGAAUGGCUUUAUGACAAACAGCGAUAUGAUAACUGGCUACAUCAAUGGUGAUGGUCAAGCAGUGGUCGAGGAUCGGUUUGCCUUCGGCAGGAUUCGUCCUGCUGUGGACAGCGACAGUCAAGUCAGUGAUGUCCAAGGUCGCCGCCAGGGUGGUAGAGACUACAUCUCAUUCACUAUCCCAUGCAAUAGCCCGGAUCCCAGGGACGUUCCCCUGGAGGGAAGGAGAAGUCUGCUGCUUGCCAUGGGCCCGGUGAGAGGAUCAUUGAUCUCAUAUCACUCAGAUGGAAGGAGCGCAUCUCCCCUCGUGCAGAUUGACUGCUCAGCACGUCAAGCACCAGCUCCAGCACCAUCUCCAGCAGCAACAACAUCAGUUGUAUCAGUGAAUGUUGAUCUUCCACAAGAACUGUCCGGAAGCACUGGUCAAGAUCAGCACUGGAUCGUUGACAUACGUGAAAGCUUACGCGAUGGCAACUGGUCAUCGUUCCAAACGAUUGCCGUCGUAGAAACAUCCCGACCCUCACUCUCCAUUACACUUCCCACCGGAAAUCUGUAUGAACUGUCAUUCCGGGGCAGUGAGUCCAACACACGGAUAACGCGGACUGUCUCAACCUGAAAUUGCUCUCGCCCCGCCCCCCCCCCCCCCCGCGCCAUCAUAGCUGUAGCUUCAGUUCAUCCAGCACUUGUGUAAACAGAGUCGUUUCCGUGUUGACAGUUUUUUCUCUAAGUUAGUACACUGUACUGUCUAAUUAUGUAGUACGGUGCUACAAGCCGGCAGUGAGAUGAAUACUGUACUGCCUGCACUGCCCGCAUUGUCUAAGUAUUCUAUUC